Messenger RNA from Notechis scutatus (mainland tiger snake), 2202 nucleotides. The record is from RefSeq and is a predicted model, not a curated record. NCBI's taxonomy places the organism in Eukaryota, Metazoa, Chordata, Lepidosauria, Squamata, Elapidae.
CAGGCAGGAGUGGAGGACAGCUUCUAAGAACAGGUUGUGAAAGGAGAACAAAAGACAUGAACGGUCUGCCAUCUUAUCUCUAUCCCAGGUCUUGGUGCCACCUUGACAGGAGGAACGUCACGAAUUGAGGUGAGGGAGGCAGUUCUCUUCAAGCAAGGAUGUCCACUUUCCGCCAGGAAAGGGUGGAAGACCACUAUGACAUGGAGGAAGAACUGGGCAGCGGCCAGUUCGCGAUCGUGCGGAAGUGCCGCGAGAAGAAAACGGGCCUGGAAUACGCGGCGAAGUUCAUCAAGAAACGGCGCCUGUCGUCCAGCCGCCGAGGGGUGAGCCGUGAAGAGAUCCAGCGGGAAGUCAACAUCCUCCGGGAGAUCCAACACCCCAACAUCAUCACCCUCCACGACAUUUUCGAGAACAAGACGGACGUGGUGCUGAUUCUGGAACUGGUCUCCGGCGGGGAGCUGUUUGAUUUCCUGGCGGAGAAGGAAUCCCUGACGGAGGAAGAGGCCACCCAAUUCCUGAAGCAGAUUCUGGAUGGGGUCCAUUACCUCCACUCCAAACACAUUGCCCAUUUCGACCUGAAGCCUGAGAACAUCAUGCUCCUCGACAAAAACGUCCCCAGUCCCCGAAUCAAACUGAUUGAUUUUGGCAUUGCUCACAAGAUUGAGACGGGAAAUGAAUUUAAAAACAUCUUUGGCACUCCAGAAUUUGUAGCUCCAGAAAUAGUGAAUUAUGAACCUUUGGGCCUUGAGGCUGAUAUGUGGUGAGUGAAAUAAUUCUUCUAUUUCUUAUCUUGCCCAUAAGGAAACCUGAGCGGCGCCUCCCCCUUCUUGGGGGAAACGAAGCAGGAGACCCUGACCAACAUUUCGGCUGUGAAUUAUGACUUUGACGAGGAAUACUUCAGCAACACCAGCGAACUGGCCAAGGAUUUCAUUCGGAGACUGCUUGUCAAGGACCCCAAGAAACGGAUGACAAUUGAGCAAAGUUUGGAACAUCCAUGGAUCAAGGUGAUCAAAAGGAGGAACGUCCGCAACGAAGACAACGGCAAGAAGCCAGAGCGACGGCGCCUGAAGACCACACGGCUGAAGGAGUACACCAUCAAGUCUCACUCCAGUAUGCCGCCCAAUAACACCUACAUCAACUUCGAACGCUUCUCCAAGGUCAUGGAAGAGGUGGCAGUGGCCGAGGAGAGUCUGCGGGAGCUGCAGCAGAGUAAGAAGUCCUUCCGGGAGGACAUCGAGGCCCUACGGUCCAUCUAUGAGGAGAAGGAGUUGUGGUACAAGGAGGAGAACCAGGCCAUCAGUCAGGACCUCCGUCAAAUCCAGCAGGAGAUGCAGAAGACGGAGACCCUCAAGCGGCAAGCUCAGGAAGAAGCUAAGAGUACCUCGUUGGCGGCCAACCGGCUGAAACGGCACCUCCGGAAGCUGGAGAACCGCUACGAGGCCCUUGCCAAGCAGAUGGCCUCUGAGAUGAAGUUUGUCCAAGAGCUGGUCCGUUCGGUGGAGCUGGAGAAGCUACAGGUCGGAGAAGACGACUGUGGAAUUCGCUAAUGGCACCUUCUGAUCAAGUGGGAGAAGGUCAUCUCUUCUGGGUCAAGUCAACCCAUCUUAGAUUCUCCUACCCAUCCUUCCAGGGGCCAGGAAACCCACUGGCUCCUUCUCCCCCAUUGAAUCAUUUCCAAAAUUCCACGUUCCAUCAUGCAACGCUUCUGCUAGUAACCCCGCAUGGAGGGAAAAAAUUGUGCAUGCGGACAACUUUCACGUUCCUUCAUCUGGAGGUGGGAUGGGACGCGUGUGAAAUGCAGACCCCAGCAGGAGUCAGCAAGAGGGUCUCUCGGCCACCAGGGACGCCCCCUUUUCCCCACUGGCUGACGCUUUCUUGAGAACCUCAAACUUUGGAGAUAAUCUGGAAACCGUUCUCCCUGCAAGAGUUUUCCUGCUACAGAGGGUCAGGGAGAAGAUGUAUUCUCAUGGAUGUUGAGUUUCUGCAAACGUGAUCCUCAACCCCAGAGGGGCAUGACUUUCUAACUCAACUCCUCUAGGACAGCCCAUAUUUUGUCGAGAAUUAACCAGGAUUCCUGGGGUCUAGAAGUCAAGUUGGGUAGGGCGAGGGGGGGCGGGCAGUUCCAGAAAAAUCUUUAAAAGUUUCCCAAUUUUGCAAGGGUUUCAGGAGGGAGGGCGUCUCUCUUGAAUUGUGGCUUCACCC